Molecule: messenger RNA, 1176 nt
Organism: Penicillium atrosanguineum
Lineage: Eukaryota; Fungi; Ascomycota; Eurotiomycetes; Eurotiales; Aspergillaceae
Product: 3-oxoacid CoA-transferase subunit B
Exons: 1
Coding region: 1-1176 (391 amino acids)
Source: RefSeq, a predicted model, not a curated record
AUGACUUUUCAGCGGUCCGAGAUUCCUCUAGCGGAAGCUGAAUUUCCAUGGGCCGGUAUCACAGUAAUGGUCCCUGGGGAAGCCGAUAUCGAAUGUGCUCGGAUCGCCAAACUCACAGGCUCGGCUGUACUUACGAACGACUCGGAUCUGUUGGUUCAUGAUCUAGGUCCGCAUGGCGCAGUCGUACUUCUCAAUUCGGUGCAUAUGCUUCAAGAUGCACCAGGUCUGAUAGAGCCAGAGAUCCGGGGCCUGCGGCUACAUCCUACUGAACUCGCCAAUCGGCUCGGGUUCGUCAAUGUUCCGAGAUUUGCCUACGAGCUAACACAAGAUCCUCACCAGAGCUUUGUGGAGCUUGUGCGACGGUCCAAGGACAACUCCGGAACGGUUGAACGGUCUUCUGGCUACAUAGAAUUCAUUCGUGAAUACCAACCCGAUGAGCCAACAGUGGCUAAUAACAUGCGAAGUGUCCAGACGUGUGAUCCCAGGGUGUCUGAGCUAUUCUGGCAGUAUGAGCAGCCGGAUAUUUAUCGUUGUGCCGAACAGCCUCAUAUGUAUCUUGGAAUCCUCCAUGAAGACCACUCCAGGCGAUGUGCCUGGGAACAAGGUCGCUUCUACAGGGCUAUUGGCUAUUCCCUCUUCAACCUGUCUCGCUCGGCUCCUCCUAAAAUUUCAUGUGUUCAUGAAUUCGUUCGUAGAGGAGGUAGAAUCGUUGCUGAGCAGGUCAGUCUCGGCAGCACAAACAUGACAGCCUCUGACUUGAAUAUUCUUCAAGAGCGUCUGGAUCUUGCACGAACAAUAUUUGGGCAUCAUACGCAGUCUGUAUUCUGGGUUUUGUUUGCCUUGUUCGAGAUACACUGCGAUCCUUCCAAUACGACUGCGACACCCAACGCUGUACAUCUCGAGCGAUUCCUCAGCAAAGGAUUCAUGGGCAAACGAACUGAAUGGGCUGACAUCCAUUUAAUGGCCCAGAUACAGGCUGUACUGUAUUCCCUGCGGAUUUUGAAGCAGCUGGUUGAAAUCACCGCGGAGAAGAUCUCCUUCCAGCACCACGGUAUUCUGGCAGAUUUACCUCCACUACAUCUUCUCAUGAUGUCGCGGUACGAGAUUGUCAAAUGCUUCUCCGUAAACCAACUGGCCCGCAACUCGGUCGGUCAGUUAUUCGAGACGUAUGACUGA